Messenger RNA from Prorocentrum cordatum, 2012 nucleotides. The record is from the annotation of a GenBank genome assembly. Lineage: Eukaryota; Dinophyceae; Prorocentrales; Prorocentraceae.
AUUUGUUUCACCAGGUGCCGGCCGCUCCGCGGAUGGAGGGCGGGUGGGCUUCAAGAUGUGACGUCCGCCCCAGCGCUCGUCGGAUCUGUCCUGCAGGCCUCCCGCAGUUUCUGUGUGUGAAGUCCGCUCACUUCCGCAGCUGUAUUGGCUCAGGCAUUGGCAAGCUAACCUUGGAGAGCACUGUUCGCUGCGCAGUGCCCAGGAAAAGAAGCCUCUACCAACGGACCCUAUACAGGAACGGCCCCUCGGCCGCUUCCCUGUAUCCACAGCUUCGAGGACGGAUGGCGCUCCCGUUUCACACUGGGUCCUUCGCUUGACCUCCGUUUGGGUUGCUGAUGCUUCGCGUAUCCCGACCGGCCCACCCGGCAGCGAUUCCUAGGCGAAGUGCCUUGGCCGGGGCGGCGCGGGAGCAUGCAGUGACACAGAGGAGACAAGGCAACAGUCCUGUCACCUUCACGCGCCCAUCCCGUACCUUCUCCGGCGAGCUGCAGCGUCUCUAUAUGAGUUUUACGUCGCGGCGGAGGGGGAGGCAGAGGCUGGGAGUCCACCGUGCAAUCGCUCGCUUCCUGGAGCUAUCUUGCCCCCCCCCCGCGCAAGAGGCGCCGCGCCAUUGGAGACCAUGCUAGACUCUCUUGGGGCCUUCUUCGGGCUCGGCCGAUUCCCGUGCCAGACGUUGGAAUCAGUUUGUGUCGGAGGCUGAAAGAUCGCCAUUGGGUAUUCGGUAGCAGCUUGGGCCCAAGCCACCUGCACUCGAGUUGUACUUCUGGCCUUCGCCUGUCCGGUUUGUGAACGAUGACUGCGCCUGGUCGACCCAGUCAUUUGCUGAAACGACACACGACAGGAACAUCACUGCACAGGCCAAUUCGCGUCUGCUGGGUUGGGAUGGCUGCUUUGGGCACUGCCAGCAUAACAUUGCGAAUCCCAGCUAUAUUGUUUCAAUGUUGGGAAAGACUUGCCAAGGACCCCGUGGGGCCGGAGCUGACGACCAUCAGCGAAGUUGGGCAGUCUGGUUGGCCCUGUCAGCCGCAUUCUUAUUUCUUAAUGCGUGCUUGCUCGUAUUGUUUACCGACGUGCAUUUACCUGAAAUUUGGCAACCAUGCUUGCGUCGGUUUUAAGUAUGGGUUCUAAUCUGUUUCGCCGCAGCAUCUAAUAUUGGCAUGUGGCUGGUCGGAACUUUCAGCUGGAGUUAUCACGGUGGCCACGCUUCAAGUGCAGAGGUGACUGGGGAAAUCAACCAUUUGCAUUAUGUGCGUUUGGUCCUGUUCUUGGAAGCGGCUCUCGUUCAAGCAUUUCUUUGCAUUACAGCUUUCGCUGCACUGCACAAGGUUGGUUCAAUCACAUGGCCUGUCAGCCUGCAAGUGCUGGCGUUUGGCGCUAUCACAGGUGAAGUGUCUGCGAUGGGAGCGCUUGAAUCAGAGGUUUUCAACGGAGACAGGGGGCACUACAUUUCUAUGGCGAUGCGCGUGUCCGAAUACUGCGUUGUCAUGUGCCUCUGCGUUGUGCAUGGGACGUUGGUUUGGCCGCUGCGGCGCUGCAGUGUCCACAUGACCAUGACGCCAAUUGGCCAGGGGGACGACACUGGCAGCGAGUAUUACAGGUAGAACUGUGGUUCCUUUCGUCGCAGAUUUACUGCCUCACCCGCUUUCACGACGCCUGAGUUGCUGGGGAUCGCGUCAUGCCGCGCGGAACGUGCUGCUUUCACUGUGAGAUUCAGCCCAGAAUUCGCGAGGCAACGCCCGGCCAAGAAGGACUGCGCCGAUUCAGGUUAGAAAGGGGGGGCCGAAUUCGGCCUGCGGCGUGCGCCGCCGCAUUUUCAAUCGUGGCUCGGGGCCGAUGACGACGUGGGUAUCAAAUCAUUGUGGCUCAGUGGACUGCAGCUUUGGUCACAGGAGGUAUUGUUCUGCAGUCGUGCCUCCCUGUGCUCAUCGCGCUGCUCUGUGGGUUGAAGUCCUGCCUCGGCACAGCCGCCGCCGCCGUUCUGGCCCCUCGAACGCUGGAGGGAAGGGGGAUGA